Molecule: messenger RNA, 2318 nt
Organism: Odobenus rosmarus divergens (Pacific walrus)
Lineage: Eukaryota; Metazoa; Chordata; Mammalia; Carnivora; Odobenidae
Gene: ZNF133
Product: zinc finger protein 133
Exons: 5
Coding region: 135-2138 (667 amino acids)
Biological process (GO): regulation of cytokine production; regulation of immune system process; negative regulation of transcription by RNA polymerase II
Source: RefSeq, a predicted model, not a curated record
GCCGAGGAUGCUGGAUAGUGUAGUCCCGGCACCCUACAGAAGUAGGUCUCCAGCUGGUGGUUGGAGUGACCCCUUGUUCUUUGGUGGCGCUGAUCUGCCUUCUGAGAUAUCCUUCUUUAGGGAUACCAGGGAAAAUGGCCACAGGGUGCCGGAAAGCCAGGGUAAUGGCACACAUGGCAUUCAGAGAUGUGGCUGUGGAUUUCAGCCAGGAAGAGUGGAUGCUGCUGAGCCCCGCUCAGAGAUCCCUGUACAGGGAGGUGAUGCUGGAGAACUACAGCAACCUGGUCUCACUGGGAAUUCCAUUUUCUAAGCCAAAACUUAUCACCCAGCUGGAGCAAGGGAAGGAAACCUGGAGAGAGGAGAGAACAUGCCCACCAGCCACCCGUCCAGUGGAACCAAAGCCAGAACUCCACCUCUGUCCUUUCUGCCCUUCGGAUUUUUCCAGUCAGAAAAUCCACGUGCAGCACAUGCUGUGUAAUCAUCCCCCCUGGGUCUUCACAUGCCUGUGUGCAGAGGCUCCUGUCGAGCCCGGGGAUCCGUGCCCAGGGGACCAGAAGCAGCAGCAACAGGCCUCAGAUCGAGAGCCCUGGAGGGAUAAAGCAGAAGGUCAAGAGAGAGAAGGCGCCAGGCCUUUGUUUGGCAAGACAAAGAAGAGGACUUCGGGGGCAUUCUCUAGGCCACCCCAAAGGCAGCCAGUCAGCUCCCGGAGUGGCCUCAGAGGCGUGGAAAUAGAGUCCAGCCCCGCCCCGACAGGGAACCCCGAGGAAGCAGACAGACUGUUGAAGAGGAUAGAAGUCUUAGGAUUUGGAACGGUCAACUGUAGAGAGUGUGGACUGGGCUUCAGCAAGAUGACAAACCUGCUCAGUCACCAGAGGAUUCACUCCGGGGAGAAGCCGUAUGUGUGUGGGGUGUGUGAGAAGGGCUUCAGUCUGAAGAAGAGCCUUGCCAGGCACCAGAAGGCACACUCGGGGGAGAAACCGAUUGUGUGCAGGGAGUGCGGCCGCGGAUUUAACCGGAAGUCAACACUUAUCAUACACGAAAGGACACACUCAGGCGAGAAGCCGUAUAUGUGCAGUGAGUGCGGGCGAGGCUUUAGUCAGAAGUCAAACCUCAUCAUACACCGGAGAACACACUCGGGGGAGAAGCCCUACGUGUGCCGGGAGUGUGGGAAAGGCUUUAGCCAGAAGUCUGCUGUCGUCAGACACCAGAGGACACACUUAGAGGAGAAGACCAUCGUAUGCGGUGACUGCGGACUAGGCUUCAGUGACCGCUCAAACCUCAUCUCACACCAGAGAACGCACUCCGGGGAGAAGCCUUACGCCUGCAAGGAGUGCGGGCGCUGCUUUAGGCAGAGGACGACCCUGGUCAACCACCAGAGGACACACUCCAAAGAGAAGCCUUACGUGUGUGGAGUGUGUGGGCACAGCUUUAGCCAGAAUUCAACUCUCAUCUCACACAGGCGCACACACACCGGGGAGAAGCCUUAUGUGUGCGGGGUGUGUGGACGCGGCUUUAGCCUGAAGUCACACCUCAACAGACACCAGAACAUACACUCAGGGGAUAAGCCCAUCGUGUGCAAGGAUUGUGGGCGAGGCUUCAGCCAGCAGUCAAAUCUCAUCAGACACCAGAGGACACAUUCAGGGGAAAAGCCCAUGGUGUGUGAGGAGUGUGGGCGAGGCUUCAGCCAGAAGUCGAACCUCGUUGCCCACCAGAGGACACACUCAGGGGAAAAGCCGUACGUGUGCAGGGAGUGUGAGCGAGGCUUCAGUCACCAGGCAGGUCUCAUCAGGCACAAGAGGAAGCACUCGAGGGAGAAGCCUUACAUGUGCAGACAGUGUGGACUAGGCUUUAGCAACAAGUCAGCUUUAAUCACACACAAACGGGUACAUUCAGAAGAGAAGCCAUGUGUGUGCAGAGAGUGUGGCCAAGACUUUAUCCAGAAGUCACACCUCCUCUUACAUCAGAUGACACACCAGGGAGAGAAGCCCUACGUGUGCAAGAUGUGCGGCCAAGGCUUCAGUCAGAAGUCCCACCUCAGCAGACACAGGAGGAUGAAAUCUGUCCACUACAAACCUCCACUCCAGCCUGACUCUGAGGCCUGUGUGGGACAAUCUCCUGACCUCUUACACGCUCUUUGAGAGUGAAGGUAGUGGUGCGGACUAAGUCAUCAAAACUGUUAUACUUUCAUGAAAUGGAGUAGAGAAGUGCAUUCCGGGAGUGGUCAGAGGACAUUGGACUUAGUUCACUUUCUCCACACUAAGUCUUCAUGUUUUGUGGCCUUUUGUUCUAAUAAACAUUGCUUCUUUACAAAUCCGUAA